Molecule: messenger RNA, 2052 nt
Organism: Phaedon cochleariae (mustard beetle)
Lineage: Eukaryota; Metazoa; Arthropoda; Insecta; Coleoptera; Chrysomelidae
Source: the annotation of a GenBank genome assembly
GGCCUUCGUUUUAUAGUGCAGAGUACACCGGUUUUCACACUUUCUCAACCAACAUUGGCAGGAAUCAUGGCCAACUACCACAAACCAGAAUCCAAAGUUGUUCAAGAACUCAGAGAUAUUGCCAACAAAAUAAGGAUCCAUUCUAUUACUUCUACUCAAGCUGCGAAAUCGGGACAUCCAACAUCAUGUUCUUCUAUUGCGGAAAUACUUUCAGUCCUCUUCUUCAACACAAUGCGCUACAAAGUAUCAGCACCAAGGGAUCCUUCCAACGACAGGUUUAUCUUAUCCAAAGGACAUGCUGCACCGGCUCUAUAUGCUGCCUGGUCUGAAGCUGGUCUUUUCCCAGUGGCGGAUCUCCAGAAUUUGAGGAAAAUCAACUCAGACCUUGAGGGGCACCCUACUCCCAGACUGAAUUUCAUCGAUGUAGGAACUGGUUCUCUGGGACAGGGUCUCGCUAUCGCAGGAGGAAUGGCCUAUGUUGGCAAAAACUAUGACAAAUCUAACUACAGAGUCUACUGCCUUGUUGGUGAUGGAGAAAGUGCUGAGGGCUCGAUCUGGGAAUCCGUACACUUCGCUGCACACUACAAACUGGACAAUUUGGUGGUCAUCAUCGAUGUAAACCGUCUUGGACAAAGUGAAGAAACUUCUCUUGGCCAUGAUGUUGAAAACUACCGCAGACGUUUCGAAUCAUUCGGAAUGCACGCUAUCGUAGUAGAUGGGCAUGAUGUAGAGGAACUGAUAAAAGCUUUACAUACAGCUGCAACCACCAAGGGCAAACCAACAGCUAUCGUUGCCAAGACCUUCAAAGGGAAGAAUUUCCCCAAAAUCGAGAACCUGGAUAACUGGCAUGGCAAAGCUUUGGGAGACAAUGCUGAAAGAGUCAUUGAACAUUUGAACUCUUUAAUCAAAAACAGCGGACCCUUGCUAGUACAUCCUCAGAAACCUUUGAAAGAUGAUGCCCCAGUUGUGGAUAUCACAAACAUCAAACUGGAUUCGCCGCCUGAUUACAAACUUGGCCAAUCUCUAGCUACCAGAGUUGCUUAUGGAACAGCUCUUGUAAAAAUCGCCAAAAACAAUCCAAGGGUAAUUGCUCUAGACGGAGACAUGAAGAACUCUACUUUCUCUGAGAAUUUGAAGAAGUAUGAUCCUACCAGACACAUUGAGUGCUUCAUUGCCGAGCAAAGUCUUGUUGGUACCGCCAUUGGCGCUGCCUGCAGGGACCGCACAGUAGUAUUUGUCUCAACUUUCGCCACUUUCUUUACCAGAGCUUAUGAUCAGAUUCGAAUGGGAGCUAUUUCUCAGAGCAACGUCAACUUCGUCGGGUCUCACUGUGGAGUCAGUAUUGGAGAAGAUGGGCCCAGUCAAAUGGGUCUGGAAGACUUGGCGUUAUUCCGAUCUAUACCUGGCAGCACCGUUUUCUAUCCAGGUGAUGCAGUGGCUACAGAACGUGCAGUGGAACUGGCUGCUAACACCAAGGGCAUUACUUUCAUCAGGACCAACAGACCUAACACUCCUGUGAUCUAUCAGAACAAUCAAGUUUUCGCUGUUGGCAAAGCUCAUGUAGUGAAGAAGUCUGACAAAGACCAAAUCGUUCUCAUAGGCGGAGGCGUGACCCUUCACGAGGCCAUAACGGCCUCGGCAGAACUAGCCAAAGCUGGUAUCGGGGCCAGAGUGAUCGACCCGUUCACCGUAAAGCCCCUGGACAAGGAAACGAUCGUCAGCAACAUCCGACAAUGCGGGGGCAGGGCUGUCGUGGUUGAAGACCACUACUACGAGGGUGGACUAGGGGAGGCUGUGAUCGCUGCGGCUGCUCUGGAAAGGAACACGGUCAUCAAACAUCUCGCCGUGGGAGAGGUGCCGCGGUCUGGGCCCCCUCUGGUGCUGCUGGACAAGUACGGCCUUUCGGCCAAGCAUAUCGUUGCUGCUGCGCAAGAGGUGUUGAAAAUCUGAGAGAUUUCGAAGUGUUUCUUGAAUUUUUUGAUGGUUCCAUUUUUUAUAUUGUCUAUUCUGUACGUUCUAGUUGAAAUGAAUAUAAAAUUUAUUUUAUUGAUG